ACAAAAAGACAGAAGUCAGGGAGACAGAUGAACACAGACAAAAAAAGUUGGGUGAUGUCAGAGAGUUGAAUGUGGAGUAGCAGAUUUAAGGAAGGAGCAUGAAAGUCUACUUAUAGUGUGGACUGUAACAGUGAGGAACUUUUUCCUCCCUGGACUAGUCGUACCCUCAUAGGCCCCACCAGAGGGACAUAUCCAACCCAAACAGAAACAGAGACUGUGCGCCAGGUAGUGUUUAAGAAGAUGAGGAGAUCUAUGUCUAAUAACAAAGAUGGGGAAACAGCUUCAAAUGGACAAACGUUUUCCCAAAAUGGAAAAGAUCUUGGAGGRAAACUCCAGGAAGGUGGUGGAAAGAAGGUGGAACUGGGCAAAAAAGUGACCCUGCUGCGAGGAAUCUCCAUCAUUGUUGGGACCAUCAUUGGAGCUGGAAUCUUCAUAUCACCUAAGGGAAUCCUGAAACAYUCUGGCAGUGUGGGAAUGUCCCUGACUGUGUGGAUUGCCUGUGGUGUCCUGUCACUUUUUGGAGCACUGUGCUAUGCUGAGCUGGGGACUUGCAUCAAGAAGUCUGGAGGACAUUACACAUAUAUAAUGGAAGCAUUUGGACCUCAGAUGGCUUUUAUCAGACUUUGGGCUGAUCUCAUUGCAAUAAGCCUGGAAGUCUUCCUCAUUCAUGUUGGCGAAAACAAGAGCAGCACCAAAGACCAUCACAAGACCAUCCAUGGCCGCUUCCAAUGAACUUUCAAAGCACACUUCACCUUCAGUGCAAAGUACCAUGAAUGAAUGACCUUUGUUGUAUAUUGCUGUCAGUGCUGUUUGAUGUUUUGAAAUAAAAGUAAUUAUAUACUGCAACUGGUGCUGGUGUGUUUGUAGACUCAAGURGCAUCUAAUGUC
Molecule: messenger RNA, 888 nt
Organism: Poecilia reticulata (guppy)
Lineage: Eukaryota; Metazoa; Chordata; Actinopteri; Cyprinodontiformes; Poeciliidae
Source: RefSeq, a predicted model, not a curated record